Amblyraja radiata (thorny skate) is the source of this 2288-nucleotide messenger RNA. It is a transcript of the gene htr4, whose product is annotated as 5-hydroxytryptamine receptor 4. The transcript has 7 exons. Gene Ontology annotation, biological process: positive regulation of MAPK cascade; chemical synaptic transmission; adenylate cyclase-activating adrenergic receptor signaling pathway. NCBI's taxonomy places the organism in Eukaryota, Metazoa, Chordata, Chondrichthyes, Rajiformes, Rajidae. Gene Ontology annotation, molecular function: G protein-coupled serotonin receptor activity. Gene Ontology annotation, cellular component: plasma membrane. The record is from RefSeq and is a predicted model, not a curated record. The coding region runs from base 827 to 2041 and encodes 404 amino acids.
AAGUGCUGGAGGUACUCUAGUGUCAGGUCAAGCACCGUUUGUGGAGGGAGACGGACAGACAACGUUUUGGGUCAAGGAUGGUUCUUCAGACUCCUGUUUUUAACACGUCCUUUCCCUGUUGGCGGUUUGGUCCGUGAACUGAUUUUAAAAAAUUCUGCUUGCAUCAGCUGGAGACUUCUUUCCGAGUAAGUGAACGGCUGGGGCUGAGACAGUGCAAAGCUGCUGUUGUUAUCUUCUGAGAGAUACCCCUCUCUGCUCCUUCCAUUUCGUGGUACAUCUCUCGCUAUUCAAAAACCAAGAGACGUUUAUUAUCAGCCAUCCCUUCCUUCCUCACUGAUCCACAGUUACAGCCAGACAGCAUCAUACAGCUGGAGUACGCAGGGAAGCUCAGCUCUUUCUGUGUUUGCUAUUUGGAUUGUCAUGUUCCACGGGAUGUUUCCGAUCCAGCAACAAGCCCAGCUGCAAACUGACAUUGCAUUUAUAAGAUGCACACUCUCUAAUUGAAAAGGGAUCCUAGUGCCUUGAAAGACAACCCCGUUGACGUCCUCGGCAGAACGAGGUUGACUGACAUUAUUCCUACUACAUGAUCCAAGCAACUCCGCUCUUUAGAAAUCAGUUAUUUUGGGAAGCAGGCGGCUCCACAACUGAAAGAUUUUUCAAUUGUAAAGCUUUCUCCCGAUUCUACCAAUCGUUCUGAGAACUACGGGCUGUUGUCAUGAAGACAUCGAGCAUCUUGCAAUCAUAGUAUGUCACUUAGCCAGACUGAAAUGGGCAAGUUAUCUUUUAUGGGCACUAACAUUGGAUAUUCACGUGUUCACUCUCUGUGAUGGAUGGAGCUGAUGCAAAUGAGAGUGCACGAAGUGACAGUAAGCCACAUGAAAUUCCUGGUUUUUCUAUGGUUCAGAAGACAAUCCUCAUCACAUUUCUUUCCGCUAUUAUAAUAAUGACUAUUUUGGGAAAUCUGCUGGUUAUGGUAGCUGUUUGCAAGGAUAGGCAGCUGCGGAAGAUCAAGACCAAUUACUUUAUCGUCUCUUUGGCCUUUGCUGACCUGCUUGUUUCAGUCAUGGUGAUGCCAUUCGGAGCUAUUGAAUUAAUACAACAGAACUGGAUAUAUGGAGAUACGUUUUGCCUUGUCCGCACUUCUUUGGAUGUCUUGCUAACCACAGCAUCUAUACUUCAUCUCUGCUGCAUUGCUUUAGAUAGGUACUACGCCAUUUGUUGCCAACCUCUGGUUUACAGGAACAAGAUGACACCCUCACGUGUUAUUAUAAUGCUUGGAGGCUGUUGGAUCAUUCCUUCAUUUAUUUCAUUCCUUCCUAUCAUGCAAGGCUGGAACAGUAUUGGGAUUCAGGAACUGGUAGAGAUAAGAAAAUUCCAAAAUGACACAAACACAACAUACUGUGUCUUUAUGGUGAACAAACCUUAUGCCAUUACGUGCUCAGUCGUAGCAUUUUACAUACCUCUUAUUUUAAUGGUACUGGCAUACCAAAGGAUAUACGUGACUGCCAGAGCACACGCCCGGCAGAUUGAAAUGUUGAAACGUGCAGGUACCUCAAACGAGUCUGGACAACAUGCUGACCAUCACAGCAAUCACAGAAUGAAGACUGAAACCAAAGCAGCCAAAACUCUGUGCAUCAUUAUGGGAUGCUUUUGCCUCUGUUGGGCACCAUUUUUCAUCACAAAUGUUGUGGACCCAUUUAUAAAGUACUCUGUCCCAGACAAGAUUUGGACGGCGUUCCUCUGGCUUGGGUACAUUAAUUCAGGGUUGAAUCCAUUCCUGUACGCUUAUUUGAACAAGUCCUUCAGGCGUGCCUUCCUAACAAUUCUGUGCUGUGGUGAGAGGUACCGGCGAUCUUCUUUACUGGGACAGACAAUACCCUGUUCUACAGCGACAAUCAAUGGAUCAACACAUGUAUUGAGUGACUCAUGGAAUAUCAAGCUGGAAGACGUCAAAGAUAAUGAAGAACGGGAGCACAUGCCAGAAGAUGCCGUGCUGGGAGGACCAGAUGAUUGGAAGGGGUUUCCAAAGAAGCAGACAUAAAAGCCAGGCUGAAGCUGAAAUCAAAAGAUCUUCCAGCAAAGAGAAAAAGAUAAGAGUAGGCAGUUUUGUAGCUCAUGGGCAAAUGCAGAUAACUUGAGGAAUGUGCUAUAGUGGAGGUAAAGUCACUUGUUGAGUGCUGUUUUUAAUGGUUGUAUCUGGUUAAUUUUCUAAAUAUGAUUUAAAAAAACCAAUUUUAAUCCAGACCAAUCUGGAUGCCCAUGGAAUAGAUGAAUUUUAAACAUUGCAU